UUUAAUACUUUCUGUGUUGGUAAUGGCUGAAUAACUAUAGCUGGAGUUUGGAGGAAUUAUUUACUGUAUUUCGUGAAAUACUAAGCUCUUUUCAUGUGAUAAUUGGGAAUAGUAUUUAAGUUCAUAUAAUAGAAAUCUCUACUAUAAAAAUGUGUUUAGAGGGCUGGAGAGAUGGCUCAGUGAUUAGGAGUAUUGGCUGCUCUUCCAGAGGUCCUAAGUUCAAUUCCCAGCAACCACAUGGCAGCUUACAACCAUCUCUAAUGGAAUCUGAUUCCCUUUUCUGGUGUGCAUGGGAACAGAGCACUCAAAUACAUAAAAUAAAUAAAUAUUUUAAAAAGUGUGUUUAAGGAAAGUAGAAGUUCAUUUCACUGCCCUAUAGAAGACCCAAUAUGUCUUACUUAAAUGGUCAAAGGUAGUUGUUAAGUUCCAACAGGACAGCAGUGCUCACUGCGGGAGGCAGUAGACAAGCAGCUCUUUUGCUUCAGUCUAGUUCUUUAAAGCGUCGUUGGGCGUGUGGAGAAUGUAGUCUUUAUUCAAAGUAGUAACAUACUUGGGUGGAAGCAAUAUUCUCUUAGUAAGUAGGGGAGGGAGCAGACACCUGGGCAGCUGGCUGUCGUUACUUCAUUGGUACAUCACGCAGACCUUUGCCCAAUUAUAACUCUUUCAAGCACACAUUCACAUGUGCUCUUCUGUGUCUGACACAAGCAACAUGUUGAAAGAAGGUUUUUUCCCCUUGCUUAUAGGGCAGGAUUUUUUUUUUUUUUACCAGCCCUCACAUAGUUAAUGUACAGAGCUAAUUGCAUGUAAGCAUUGAGUUGUAGGAAUUAAAAAAAAAAGCCUGAAAUGUUGGGCACACUGUUUUCAUCAUGUGCUUUUCCAGGCUCAGGGGAAUGUUCUCUAGCACAUGUCCUCAUUGAGUGAAUGGAGCAGUCAAGGUUGCUUUUCAGGCUGUCUGUGUGGGAGACUGUACGUGUUAUCAGGUCUCUGCAGAACCCCAAAAACCAAACCAAGAUGUCAAGAUGGCAGUUCAUGGAGAAAACUCUGGAAUUCUAACAACUUACUCUCUGAUACUAAUGUUUUCUCUAAGGAAAUCUCCACUAACAACAAAAUUGUACAGCAAAAUGCAUGUCAGGGUUGAUUUUUCAAAAGCACAUUAAAUGUAACCCAAAUUAAUUUGUGCUGUGUGUUUAAAGUUAUAUAUCAGAAUAUCCUGAAUAGUACUGAUCUUCAUGCUCUUGAAUCCUCACUACAGUUGCUUUUUCUCUUGUAUGUUGUAUUUUAACUAAUGCAGAGAUUAUUGGGAAUUAAGAUAAACAAAGAUGAGGUAGUUCUGGAAACAUGGUAACUUGAACCUUUACUCCCUAGUUUAUAAUUCUUCUCUAUCUGGGAGCUUACAAGGCUUUGGAUUCUAACUGGAAUGUCAAGGAGAGAGAUUUGGGGCAGAGUUGGGUUUCACAUGAAAAGAACUGCAAGUGUCUGGACCACCUUCAGAGCCCUAUGACCAGUAGAAACAAUCGUCUCAGAACUUCGGCACAGAGAUCUGUGGACCCUCCGGGCGAGAUCAACAGAUGUCAUUUGUGGUCUGCCAGGGUUCUCUGUUUCUCUAGUCCAGAAGUAGUUGUACUGCUUCAUGUUGGCAUGGGAGAACAUGAAGAUUUCCUUGGCUUCAGCAGGUAACUGGCAGCCUUCUUGUUACUUUAAGGCUGCACAGAGAAGCACGGAGACCUUGACUUGUAGAAAUACCAUUUCAGAGUGAGUACUAAUCAACAGAAACAACAUCCCAGCCAGGGAUCACCAUCAGCCAGAGGGCGAUAAGUCAACUGGCAACACAUUCAUAAGAGAGAGCUGUUAGAGGGAGAGUAACACCUCGGAUACACAGAAAUAUCAAGUGCUUACAGAAAUGCAUGGAUAACGCGUAAGCACAAGACCUGCUAGAUCUUACCUAACAAAGAAGACAUGCUUGCUGGGGACGCCGUGUGAUGACGUAGGGAUGUUAGCACACAUGCUCCAACCGUCCCAGCUGCAAGAAGGGCACUGCGGCGCGCCUUUCUACAUUGAACUCCAGUUGGGAAAGCUCUAUUUUUCAUGAUGAGACCACGCUUAAGAAAACUCCCACAACGCAGGACUCGUGAGGAAGCUACUCUGAGCUGUAGCCAGAGGCCUGUAGGAGAUGCCCUGAACCUUUGUGAACGGACUAUGGAAGAUGGACUCCUAAAGUCUUCAUACCUUUCCCAGGACAUCCCCGUCCUGGCGACAGAGGUCAGCACCGCAGCUGCCUCUAGGAAAAAGAAGCCCAAGAGGUCCCGUGAGCAGUUAAGGCCGUGCCGGGACCUCUCGGCGCCUGGGGAAGCUCCGUCUGUGUUAGCCUCACUGGUCAGACAGCUACCGCAGAAGCGACAGUCUCUCGCAGCAGUUGGGUGUCGAAGCUCACCGCUGCCAAAGGUUCUUCACAAAACCCACGGGAGAAAGCGAGACCCCAUGAAGAUGGCAGCUGCCAUGGAGCGGGUGAGGCAGUGGGAAAGUCACCUGCUCCAAAACCUUGAGGAAGCCACGUGGCACCGCCUCACUGUUGAAACUGAGAAUAAGAAACCAGUGACCCAGGUUAACACAGAAGACCAGCCAGAGGCCUCCCCCGAGGUCCACACAGGGCCUUUGUUUCUUUGGACACGUGGCCACUAAAUAUAAAGCUGGUAUUACCCUUACAAAUGUUUGUACCACCCACUUUAUUAAAAAAUUUGUUCUUUUAUUGUAAAACUGUAAGCACUCUUACUUUCCACUCCCACCCUUGCCUCCUGUUUUACCCUACCCCUUCUUCAGGUGCAGGGACAUGUGUUCUGGCUUCUCUUAGAGAAGCUAGAGUGGAGUCCGUUCAGUCAUGGGGGAACCUGAAAACUGAGUUGGAAAAUCAGUAUACACUAGAUGCCAAGGGCAUAUAAGGUCUAAGAAGUUCCAAGAGGCAGGUGAGAAGGUUUAAUUUUAAGCUUGAGGUUGGAUGGAAAGUAUUUCUUCCAGUUUGUGUCAGAAUUAGAAGCAUUUUUUGGGGAGGAUUAACAGCCUUCAGAAAAAUCAGGAGAGUGGCUGUAGACGGAUAGUUGUAGGCUGACAGCAGUGGUCACUGGGAUAGGGCAGUAGUUCAUCUUCCCCACUUCUAGGAGGGGAAGAAGUUACUGUGUCAGAUGGCUCAGCAUUUGUAGCUUUAUGAACUUCCUUGUAAACGGACUAUCCACUUGGCUCAUUUUAUUUUUCUUAUAAUUACUAAUAGGUUAUAAAAGUACCAGUUUUGGGAGGCAGAGGCAGAGGCAGGCGGAUCUCUGUGGAUUUGAGGCUAGCCUAGUCUACAAAGUAAGUAUAGGACA
Meriones unguiculatus (Mongolian gerbil) is the source of this 3356-nucleotide messenger RNA. It is a transcript of the gene Sysrn, whose product is annotated as coiled-coil domain containing 201. The record is from RefSeq and is a predicted model, not a curated record. The transcript has a single exon. Lineage: Eukaryota; Metazoa; Chordata; Mammalia; Rodentia; Muridae. The coding region runs from base 2086 to 2679 and encodes 197 amino acids.